Molecule: messenger RNA, 687 nt
Organism: Quercus lobata
Lineage: Eukaryota; Viridiplantae; Streptophyta; Magnoliopsida; Fagales; Fagaceae
Exons: 1
Coding region: 1-687 (228 amino acids)
Source: RefSeq, a predicted model, not a curated record
AUGGACGCCAUGAGUCGGGCCUUACGAAGAGCUGCUCGGUCACCAUUCUCAAAUGAAAUUGAACAGGCCCUUAUGCCGAGUUGGUUUACUCGGCCACCAUUUUAUUCCUACGAUGGGAAAACAGACCCUGUGGAGCAUGUCAAUCAUUAUAUCCACAUGAUGUCUUUGGAUGCACACAAUGAUGUGCUGAUGUGUAAGGUAUUCUCCUCUAGUCUCGGCUCCACGACCUUGAGAUGGUUCAAUGGAUUACGAAAAGGUUCCAUUCGCAGCUUCGCUAAGUUGAUACAGGAGUUCGGCGCUCGAUUUGUGACGUGCAGCCAAGUGUCGCAACCAAUGGACGCACUACUUUCCAUAAAAAUGAGGGUCGACGAAACCUUUCGGAGUUAUGCCGGUCGAUAUUGGGAACUAUACAAUGAGAUCGGUGGGGGAAAUGAGAAGAUUACGGUAAACACCUUCAGGAUGGGGCUUCCUGAAGAUUCUGAACUACAGGAGUCAUUGACGAAAAGACCCCCCGAGGAUAUGAGGCAACUUAUGAGGCGUAUUGAGGAGUAUAAGCGUCUCGAAGAUGAUCGGCUGCAAAAUAAGGGUAAGGCCCCGUUGCUCGGUCGAUCUCGGCAGGCAUUUUUCCGACAAGACCAAAAAAGGAUUUCAGGAUGCAGGAGCCAGAAGCGCAAAUUGAAGGAGUGA